This is a messenger RNA of Ochotona curzoniae (black-lipped pika), 846 nucleotides long. Its product is annotated as dehydrogenase/reductase SDR family member 2, mitochondrial-like. The record is from RefSeq and is a predicted model, not a curated record. The transcript is spliced from 8 exons. Gene Ontology annotation, molecular function: carbonyl reductase (NADPH) activity. The coding region runs from base 1 to 846 and encodes 281 amino acids. Lineage: Eukaryota; Metazoa; Chordata; Mammalia; Lagomorpha; Ochotonidae.
AUGCUGCGGGCAGUGACCCGGGUCACCUGCAGUCUGUGUCCUCCCUGGGCUGGGCCCUCUGUGAGGAUGCACAGCAGUGAGAGAGCCCCCAAGCGCAGCCUGGCCAACCGUGUGGCUGUGGUCACGGGGUCCACCGCUGGAAUUGGCUUGGCCAUUGCCCGGCGUCUGGCCCAGGAUGGGGCCCAUGUGGUCAUCAGCAGCCGGAAGCAGCAGAACGUGGACCGGGCGGUGACUGCACUGCGCGAGGAGGGGCUCAGCGUGAUGGGCACCGUGUGCCACGUGGGGAAGGCGGAGGACCGGGAGCACCUGGUGGCCACAGCCCUGGAGCACUGUGGGAGCGUCGACUUUCUGGUGUGCAAUGCUGCUGUCAACCCUCUGGUGGGGAGCACCCUGGGGGCCAGCGAGCAGGUGUGGGACAAGAUCCUGAGUGUGAACGUAAAGUCCCCAGCUCUGCUCCUGAGCCAGCUGCUGCCCCACAUGGAGAAGAGGGGGAACGGGGCAGUCAUCCUGGUGUCUUCCAUUUCAGCUUACAUGCCCCACGUGGAGUUGGGUGCCUACAAUAUUAGCAAGACUGCCCUGUUGGGCCUCACCAGGACACUGGCAUUAGAGCUGGCCCCCAGGGGCAUCCGGGUGAACUGCCUCAUUCCUGGGGUGAUUGAGACUGCCUUCAGUGAAGUGGUUCAUAAAAAUGAGGCUUUUUGGAACCAGCUCAAGGAAAGCCAGCGGGUACAAAGGAUUGGGCAGCCAGAGGACUGCGCAGGGCUCGUGUCAUUUUUGUGCUCCCCAGAUGCCAGCUACAUCACUGGGGAGAGCAUCGUGGUGGCCGGCUUCUCCCCCCGCCUCUGA